Messenger RNA from Adineta ricciae, 555 nucleotides. The record is from the annotation of a GenBank genome assembly. NCBI's taxonomy places the organism in Eukaryota, Metazoa, Rotifera, Eurotatoria, Adinetida, Adinetidae.
AUGAGGACGAUUCGUUUUCGAAUCAAUAAACUCAAAGACGAAAUUCCUGAAAAACAACUCUUUCAACACUUAUCUUACUAUUAUUUAAAUAAUGAUCAAUUUAAAGCAAUUUCUCGAUUGACCACUAUUCGCAAGAAACAAUUGAAGAUAUUCGAAGAACGAACCAUGCUUGAGCAAGAAAUCUUAUGCCAUCGGCUACCAGAAUCUCUCGACUCCAUAGUACCGAAUCUUGAUGUGAAAAAGCUUUCACAAAAGCAUUGUAAAAUGGUACAAGAGCUAAAACAGUUGACAUUAAACUUAGAAUUACAGCGAUAUGAAGAGGACAUCCAUCGUUAUGAACAGCUAUACCAAGAAGAAUUCAAUAAGCUUCAACAACAAAUUCACAAUCCAACACCAUCUGACUACAAACAUCAAAUAGAUAUCUUAGUGUACUCUGUCGAAUCCUAUCUAGAUAAUUAUAAGUAUAUACUUUUACGCCAAAUAAGACACAGAGAAGCAUGUUUUCAUACAAAUUUGAUCCGAAAACGUCGUCGUCGACAAUCGCUUAUGACAUAA